AGUUGUUUACUUAAUUGAUAUUCCAAAUGUUCAACCAACUGGAUGCACAGGUGCUUUCAAGCAUUAUUAUAUGAAGCUCUCUGGUUACAAGUUCUGUUUCUUGCUUCUCAUCAUUCUGUGUUCUCCGUAGGCUACUAUGAAUUAAGCAUUCAUCAUCCCAUGGUUUCUCUGUUUCAAUUUUUUUUUUUAAUAAAUAUUUCUCAAUUUCUGCUCCUUUCCUGUCCUCUUGCAUUUCUCAGCUUGGAAAAGUGGUUCUAGCAUAUAUUGCAUUUGCAUCCAAAUAAAGCAUUAUAACCAUCAUGUAUGCUAUUGCUGCAUACACAUGACUUUUCUUGGGCCAGUAGACAUUCCAAUAGUUUGAAUGUAAAAUUAACUUUCAUUUCAUUAAAAGCACUGGGUUCUACAUGAGUAAACAGUAAAAAAUUAAUUAACAGUUGAACAGCAAAGAGAUUACCUGGCAGAUGAGGUAUUAGUGAAUCAUAUAUAUGUUCCAUCUUGCUUUUAACGUGUAUAUAUAUAUAUAUAUAUAUAUAUAUACAUGUAUAUGUAAAUGAAUAUUUAUGUGCUUUGGUAACUUACAGAAGACAGAGAUGCAGGAUGGGGAAAAGGGGAAAGAAACCAAAGUAUCUAGUUUAGACCUUGCUGGUCAGCAGCCUCCAAGGCAAGUUGAAAUUUCAGAGAUCCACCCUACACAAAAUUCAGAUAGCGUUCGAGUACAAAUACCAGAAGAGGUGGGGAAUUUUCCUUUCCCUUACAUCUUAUCUAAUUAAUAAGAUCAUUGGAAUAUCUCUCGAUGUUAGCAAUUCAUGAUUUACCUGCAGUAGUAACAAAAUAAAAAAGUGGUGCAUAUAAAUAUGAUCCACUGCUAAAUCCCCACAAAAGGCAUAGUGAGGACUUCAGCUAUCUGGAUAUCAUUGUUUGAAAAAUGUUUAAUAUCAUAUAUAGAGGGAAAAAGGCAUAUCAUUUCAACAGAGUUAUCUCUUGAGUUGAUAUAGUGUCCUUUGUUGGUUUUAUAUCAAAGAUGUGAAUACAAAUCAUGCUUGCAGUAGAGAAUAGAGUUUUAAGGACAUCAUAAAUUUUCCCAUGCCAAUUCAAAAAAAAAAUAAAAAAGGAGAUAUUUUUCUUGUUUUAUUAUAUCCCAAUCAAGCACAAAUAUUAAGUAUACGUGGUUUUCUUUUUUCUCAAUGAACAGGGAAACUGCGUUAGUUCUUUUAUGGGGCAAGAUCAGCAGAUGGGGAGGGCUGCUGUUCAAAUGCCAGUAGAGCAGCAACUGAUUCCAGUAGAGAAUAUGAAAAAUGGGCAAAAAGUUGCAGUCCUUCUUAUCACAGUAUCUACAGCUUCGAUUGUCGGCUUCCAUUCAGGCGGUGCAAAAGCCCAUUCUUCCUCGACAAGCGAGUUCCUCUUGAAAUCAGCAAUUCUCGCAAUGUUUGCCUCUUUGUUCCCUGCUUUGGGUCUGUUGAUCCUGUCCACAAAGAUGCUGCCCACAAAGAUGCUGCCCACAAAGAUGCCGCCCACAAAAAAUGCUAAACUUUCUUGCUCAAACCUAAGUCUCAUAAUACUCAUGGGGGCAUCCUUCGGACUCAUUGUGUUAGCAUUUGUUUUAUUUGUGGCUUUUGUCUUCAUCUGAUAUGUUGUGUGUUUCUGUUCUUGUUGUGCAUUCCAAACUCUAGUUCUUAAUUUUGUAUUGCAAACUUGCUUGUUUUGGGAUGACUGGUUUGCUGGGUCACAGACAUCCCUUUAUCAUUGAUGCCUUGAAUUAAUUCUC
This is a messenger RNA of Rubroshorea leprosula, 1765 nucleotides long. The record is from the annotation of a GenBank genome assembly. NCBI's taxonomy places the organism in Eukaryota, Viridiplantae, Streptophyta, Magnoliopsida, Malvales, Dipterocarpaceae.